GCGCAACAUCGGCCCCAUAUACUAAUCACCCCGUUAUACUUGGAAUCACUGAAUGAUAGGGUAAACAUCCACUUCAAAUAUCCUAUCCAAGUACUCGAGCUUUUCUUGAGUCUCAGUAAUACUCACUCAUCGUUGGCCUGCAACAAUGGCUCGCCACGGGGAUACUCGCUCACCAUCACCUGUAGGCAGCACAUAUUCCUCAUCCAGACGGAGUCGCAGAGACGAUGAUCGCUAUGAGAGGAGCAGGCGCGACGAUGGCAGGAGUUACCGCAGAUCGCGUAGUCCGGAGCGGCGAUACCGUGAACGUGAACGCGACCGUGACCGAGAUUCCUACCGGAGACGCGAGCGCUCGUUAGACAGACGUGACGACUACCGCGAAGAAGACAGCUAUCGUCCCAGCCGUCGGGAUCGCUCUCGCGAUCGCCGUCGCUCGAGAGAUCGAGAUGAUCAGCGGGACUACCGUCGAAGAAGCCGCGAUAGGGACUAUCGAAGCAGGCGAGAAGAUUCCCGUGAUCGGGCACGGAGACGGACGGAUGAUUCUGCUGACUUGAAGCACAAGUCUAGACGGGACGACAGCCGGGAUCGGGCUAGACGCUCACGGUCCAGGUCUCGUGAGGCAUCGAAACCGUCGACUUCAGCAACACCCGCAACCCAGACGGAAGACGAAAAGAGAGCAGAGCGACGCGCGAAACUGGAGGCAUGGAAACAGAAACAAGCUGCUGAAAAAGAGCGUAAGCAGCGGGAGGCUGCGGCGGCUGGUGGAGCUAGGAGCAUCCUGGAGGAGAUCGACAGGAAGUCUGGCCUAUCGCCGGCCGUUGGCUCGCCUCAGUCUCCGGCACCGCAAGCUGUCGAAACGGCACCUGCGACGUACGCAGGGAAGUUCGAUCCUAAGGCUAUCGCGAAGAAGGGAGCCUCGGCAACUUCUCCCGCGCCAGCUGUUUUGGGUAAUGAUGUUGCUGUGCCUUUACCAUCAAAAACCACCACCCCGGCAUCUGGCGGUCCUGCAGCGGCUACAAGUGGCUCUUCAUCCACUUUGAAAGCUAAGGGCAACGUGGGGAGGUUCGGGCUGGGGAGUAAGCAGGCCGGAGAGGCCGAGAAGUCCAGUGCUACAAAGACUCUCGGUUUCGGGGAAGAAGAGUCCACCCGACGGAAGCUCGAAAGGCUGCCCACUCCACCUUUGGAUGAUUCGAAAGACACCAACGGAACUGCAGCUGUAGGGGCUGAUGAUGACGACGAGGACGACGUCGAUAUGCAUGAUGGCACGGAAGAAGAGAACGCGGCAGCCGCGCGGGCAGCUGCUGAAAGACGAGAGGAGCGCUUGCAAUUAGCUCAAUCCACAGACCUCGCGCAAGAAGCAAACGGUGAUACUGUCAUGGAAGAUGCGACACCCAGCCAGCCUCCCGACAGCAUGGAAUUGGACAACCAAGAAGAAGAGGAAGAAGUCGAUCCAUUGGAUGCUUUCAUGUCUGAGCUCGCAGAUUCCGCGCCUCCCAAGAGAACCGCGGGCGCGAAGUUUUCGCGCGCCAAAGAGCAGCAGCCCGAGGCCAUUUUUGGUGAUGAGCAUGACAUCGAUGUUACUGCUGUUGGUGAAGGAGAUGCGGAUGACUUCCUCGCAAUUGCUAAUAAGGCGAAGAAGAAGAAAGACAUCCCCGCCGUUAACCACGAGAAGGUGGAGUACGAGCCAUUUCGGAGAAAGUUCUACACUGAGCCUUCGGAUCUGGCGCAAAUGUCCGAGGAAGAAGCUGCAAGCUUGCGGCUAGAACUUGACGGCAUCAAAGUCCGUGGUGUGGAUGUCCCGAAGCCAGUGCAGAAAUGGUCUCAAUGCGGAUUGGGCGUGCAGACUCUGGAUGUGAUUGAGAAGCUGGGCUACGAGAAGACCACGUCCAUUCAAGCGCAAGCCAUUCCUGCGAUUAUGUCUGGUCGCGAUGUCAUCGGAGUGGCCAAAACAGGUUCGGGUAAGACAAUUGCGUUCCUGAUCCCCAUGUUCCGGCAUAUCAGAGACCAGCGGCCGUUGGAGAAUAUGGAAGGUCCUAUCGGUUUGAUUAUGACGCCGACCCGCGAGCUGGCAACGCAGAUUCACAAGGACUGCAAGCCCUUCCUCAAAGCGCUAAACCUUCGGGCCGUUUGUGCCUACGGUGGAGCGCCCAUCAAGGACCAGAUCGCUGACCUGAAGCGCGGUGCUGAAAUCAUCGUCUGCACUCCUGGACGUAUGAUCGAUCUUCUCGCAGCUAACGCUGGGCGUGUCACGAAUUUGCGUAGGGUCACAUACGUCGUUCUUGACGAGGCAGAUCGUAUGUUUGACAUGGGCUUCGAACCCCAGGUGAUGAAAAUCAUGGGCAACAUCCGACCUGAUCGACAAACUGUUCUGUUUUCCGCCACCUUCCCACGCAACAUGGAAGCUUUGGCUCGCAAGACUCUGACAAAACCAAUCGAGAUUGUGGUCGGUGGCAAGAGUGUCGUUGCGCCAGAGAUUACGCAGAUUGUCGAGGUUCGCAAUGAUGACCAGAAGUUUGUACGACUUCUGGAAUUGCUUGGUAAUCUCUAUUCGAGCGAAGAGAACGAGGAUGCGCGGGCUCUCAUCUUUGUUGAUCGCCAAGAGGCCGCCGACACCUUGCUUCGCGAGCUCAUGCGCAAGGGCUACCCAUGCAUGUCGAUUCAUGGCGGCAAGGAUCAGAUUGACCGCGACUCCACCAUUGAAGACUUCAAAGCCGGUAUCUUCCCGGUUCUGAUCGCUACCUCGGUCGCAGCACGUGGGUUAGAUGUCAAGCAGCUUAAGCUUGUCGUCAAUUACGAUGCGCCCAACCAUCUUGAGGACUACGUCCACCGUGCUGGACGUACUGGUCGUGCUGGAAACACCGGAACGGCGGUUACUUUCUUGACGGAGGACCAGGAACGGUACUCGGUUGACAUCGCGAAGGCGCUGAAGCAGAGUGGACAGAAUGUUCCCGAACCGGUGCAAAAGCUGGUUGACUCAUUCUUGGAGAAGGUCAAGGCCGGUAAAGAAAAGGCCAGCGCAUCGGGCUUCGGCGGCAAGGGCUUGGAACGACUGGACCAGGAGCGAGAUGCUGCGCGUCUGCGUGAGCGGCGCACAUACAAGACUGGCGAAGAAGGGGAGGAGGAAGACGAGAAGGAUGAUAAGAAAAACGAGCAGGCCGAGGAGCGGUUCGCUAAAGCCAUCUCGUCCGUUCAGGCAGCGGGAUCCGCACCGACAAGUAUGCCUGGGGUGCCCAAGGGUAUCGAUCUGGAUGGCAAGAUUACUGUUCACAAGACCGAGAAGGAUCCCAACAGCACAUCGAAGAACCCGCUGGAUAAGGUGGGCUCGGCUGUUGCGGAUAUCCAUGCCCGUUUGAGCCGUGCCGGUGUGAUGAGAUCAGGAGUGCCUAUCGACAAUCGCGGACCGGAUGCAGGAGCUUUCCAUGCCACCUUGGAGAUCAACGACUUCCCUCAGAAAGCUCGUUGGGCUGUUACCAACCGCACGAACGUGGCCAAGAUCCUCGAAGCCACCGGCACGUCGAUCACGACCAAGGGCAGCUUCUACCCGACCGGCAAAGAGCCUGGUCCCGGAGAGAACCCCAAGCUGUACAUUCUUGUUGAAGGUGAGACUGAGCUGGCCGUGACGAACGCGAUGCGCGAGUUGAUGCGGCUGCUCAAGGAGGGUACGAUUGCGGCGGCGGACAGCGACGCCCGCGCCCCGGUGGGAGGACGGUACAAUGUGGUCUAGUCGCUGCAGUUGCUGUAUAAUAGAGAUGGUGUCUAUGCCUUGUAUCUGCAUCUUUUGCAUUGUAAUCAAAGUAGCCUGC
This is a messenger RNA of Aspergillus saccharolyticus JOP 1030-1, 3800 nucleotides long. Its product is annotated as DEAD/DEAH box RNA helicase. The record is from RefSeq and is a predicted model, not a curated record. Gene Ontology annotation, molecular function: nucleic acid binding; ATP binding; RNA helicase activity. Gene Ontology annotation, biological process: mRNA splicing, via spliceosome. Gene Ontology annotation, cellular component: nucleus. The transcript has 5 exons. The coding region runs from base 146 to 3721 and encodes 1191 amino acids. Lineage: Eukaryota; Fungi; Ascomycota; Eurotiomycetes; Eurotiales; Aspergillaceae.